Molecule: messenger RNA, 5333 nt
Organism: Lytechinus pictus (painted urchin)
Lineage: Eukaryota; Metazoa; Echinodermata; Echinoidea; Temnopleuroida; Toxopneustidae
Product: very long chain fatty acid elongase 4-like
Exons: 9
Coding region: 113-1015 (300 amino acids)
Biological process (GO): sphingolipid biosynthetic process; fatty acid elongation, saturated fatty acid; fatty acid elongation, monounsaturated fatty acid
Cellular component (GO): endoplasmic reticulum membrane
Molecular function (GO): fatty acid elongase activity
Source: RefSeq, a predicted model, not a curated record
GCAUACCAAUCAAUUACCUUAUGCAUAUGUAUCAGUCGAUAGCGUCUCGGUGCCGUGGACUCUUUGGUCUGUUUGGAGCAGCAGUAAUAUUUGAACAUUAAAGAUCUUCAGAAUGAGCGGUUUGUUUCAACAACUCAGGGACUAUGGUCAAUGGGCCAAUAGUGUGUCUGAUCCCAGGACCAAGGACUGGUUCCUUAUGUCUAGUCCUCGCAUAACCUACUCUCUGGUGGCCCUGUACCUGGUCCUGGUCUACUAUGGGCCUAGAUUCAUGGCCCCAAGGAAAGCCCUGGACCUCAAGCUCCCGAUGCUUGUUUACAACUUUGCCCUGGUGGUCCUGUCUGCAUUCAUGUUCAAGGAGUUCUUUGUGACCACCGUACUUAAUCCCAAGUUCAGUGUAUCUUGCCAAUCCGUGGAUUACUCCGAUGACCCCCUGUCAGUCAGACUUGCUGGUGCUUGCUGGUGGUUUUUCUUCUCCAAGAUCAUUGAACUACUUGAUACGGUCAUUUUCAUUCUGCGUAAGAAGAACAAUCAGAUUUCUUUCCUUCAUGUAUACCAUCAUGCCACCAUGCCAUUCCUAUGGUGGAUCGGAGUGCGAUGGGUCGCCGGAGGAGCAUCAUUUUUCUCGGGGAUGGUGAACUGUUUCAUCCACGUGUUGAUGUAUGGAUACUACUUCCUGUCUGCACUGGGCCCAUGGAUCCAGCCUUACCUCUGGUGGAAGAGAUAUCUGACAUCCCUCCAGCUGCUCCAGUUCUUCACAGUUCUCAUCCACUGCAUGUUCGUAAUGUAUCAGCAAUGCGGCUUUCCUAACGGCUACGUGUGGGCUCUCAUUGCGUAUCUCAUCUCACACAUCCUUCUUUUCUCAAACUUCUACAUUCAGGCUUACGUCGUUAAAGCAAAGAAGGGAAAGAGCAAGAAGAGCAACGGACAUGUUGAGAAUGAUGUCCCGUCGACCCCCGGCGGGAACGGAAGGUACAACCUACGGGAGCGCUCUCCCCGGACCCCGUACACAAAGUAGAAUCGUUUGAAUGGUCGUCAGCUUCAAAAGACGCGCCCCUGGACUCCCUUUCGGCAUGUACAAUCACGUGAUUACUACAUCACCACUUCUCUCCAUAUUUAUUAUUGUUAUUAUUAUUUUGUUUGGCAUCACCUGUGCCUGGGAGGCGAAAAGCGAACCGACUUUGCAAAAUUGGGUUACUUCAAAAUUUGAGAACCUAGGGUUUAUUUCAAGAAGCACCUUUGCAGUGAAUUUCACUGACAAUUUAUUUUGCUCUGAGCCAAUCAGGUGCAAGGAUUUCAAUGGCUUAUAACAUUUUUUCCUGUGAAAAUCACCAACUAUAUGUUUCAUGAAACAUGCCUUAGGGGUGGAAGCUGACUAGAGGGGAGUGUUUCCAUAAAGCACCAUGUUAGUAAUUUUCACUGGCAAAGUUGCUCUGAGCCAAUUAGCUGCAAGGAUUUCGGUAGCUUGUAACAGUUGUCUCUGAAAAUUGUUUCAUGAAAUGCGCCCCUGAUUUAAAAAAAAAAUCUGAACAAAAAGAGCAAAAAAUAAGUAAAAUUAAAAACAUGACAAUCCUUUAUUAACACACCUAAAUAUAAGAUUUUGAGUGCAAAAAACUUUCUGAAGUGUGAUUUAAUCCUUCUUUAAAUUGACAAACAUUUGGAAACGUAGUUGUGCACACUGUCAUUGCAAACAAAUUCAGUGUAACAGAUAUUAAUAAAACAUUGUAGAAAUGAGAAAAUAUUUUAUGGAAUCAUUUUCUCAAGUCUGAUCCCAUUUUCUCUGCAAAUUGGCAAUUAACUUGGAAACGUUGAUGUGCACUGUCUUAAUGCCAGCAAAUCUCAGUGUAACUAACAAAUUAUAAAAAAUUGUUGAGGUGAGAAAAAUAGUCUUUGAAUAAUUUUCACAAGUAUGAUCCCCUUUUCUCUUUAAAUUGGAAAUUGCUUUGGAAACGUUGAUGUGCAUCUCACAAUGCAAGCAUAAAACAAUAUAACAAAGAUAAUAAGACAUUUUAGAGAUGGGAAAUAUUGCCAUUGCAAGGUUUCUUUAUUUUGAAAUGUUUUUUUUCUCUUCAAAAGAAAAAUUCAGUGUAACAAAUACAUGUAACAACGAAACAUGGAAGAAAUGUGAUAGAAUUCCAUAGUUGGAUUACCCCAAUAUUACCCUCCAUUUUAUCUCUUAAAAUUGUCAAUUAUUUGCAAAAUGUAUUUAUUUUGUAUAAAGAUUAAUGAGAGAUGAUAAAGAUGUCAAAAGAAAGACACGUUUCUAUUUUAGACAGUAAAGAGGAUUGGUAGAUGCCCGAUCCAUGAAUUUCCCAUGCAAGAUUUUUUUCACAAAGAAAAAUUGUCUUAUUCCAUGCAAACAACCUGUAUCACAAAGAAAAUCUUUUGAUCAUUUUUAUUUAUGCAAAGAAAUUAUAUGUAAAAUGUCUACCUCUUUCAAACAUAUUUUUAUAAAGAUUGAUAAUAUUGUAAUAUGCAGGUUUGUUUCUCAAAAAAUGUAGGAUUUUUGCAUGUGCAUUCAUAAUGCAUAAAUCCUAAUUUUUUAAAGAAAAUUUCCAUAAUUCCCCAAUAAUUGUAAUGAAUAAUAAGUCAUUGAUAAUUGCAAAUAUUUUGUAUGAAUACAAUCAAUGUUAUAUCAAACUUUUGAAUUUAUUAUCACUAGAAUGAAAAACUAUUUUUUCAGAAAUAAUUAAGAAGUACAUGUAUACCAUGUUAAUGAUCAAUUUAGAUUAACACACCGUGACAGGUAUCCAAAUUUUUAUACACUGAUAUUUUUAAUGAAAUUGACGAAAUACAUUCUCUUUCUAUUUUUAUACAUUGUGUGAAUGUAUAAUAUUGAGGAUUUUUAUUUAGCUGAUGUAAAAUUCCUCCAUGUAAGGGGAUAGUUGUAGAUAUACAUCAAUAUAUUCAAAUUAGAAAACCAAGUCCAUCUCAACAACAGGAAGACUGGAAUUUAAAAGAAUGAAUAAGUGUAGUAGUUUUCGCACUUGCCUUGUUUUUAGUCAGAGGGUCGUGGGUACAUAUCCCACCAUGGCCUCGGGCCCUUUGGCAAGGCAUCAACCCACACUUUGCCACUCUCUACCUAGGAUGUGAAAGUCCUUGCAGCUUGUCCAGUGUUGUGUCUGCCUCAGUAGCGGCUGGCUGGAAUACUCCCCAGGGAGUGGAGAAUGUGCAUACCUUGUGUGCUGGAAUAACUGGGUUAAUGAUACAUCUGUAAGCGCUUAGAUACAUGUAGUAUUUGUCUUAUGUGCUUUAUAUAUAUAAAGCCAAAUUAUUAUUAUAUAUAUCUUAUUAUCUAUCAAAAAAUGCCCGUAAAAUCGGAUGUUAAAUAUGAUCGAUAAAUAUAACAGCCUUUAAGUUUUACUUUUUUUCAUGAAACAGUGAUUGUGGGUGGUCUUUAAAAAAGGAGAGCCAGUGAAUUCAUGUAGUAUAUGAAUGUAGGAACAACCCAUAUCAAUGAGAGUUAAUUUCACGUACAUCGAGUUAAAGGUAUAGUGCGAAAUUGGUUAAUCUCAGGCAAGGGCAAUGAAUCAAUUUUUAAUUAUAUUAAUUGAAUAUCAACAUCAAUGCUCUUAUCACUCAAAAGAAAUUUGUAUAACCUUCCAAGAGCAACAAUAUCCCAUGUUUAACUCAAAUUGGCCAAGAGAAGGACUUUGCACUGUUCUUUUUACUCAUAUAUUUUCAAUUUCAAAUCAACCUGUUGUUGGGAUGGGCUUGGUGUUCAAUACAAGUUCACUGUUGUUGAUAUGCUGGUAUCUUUUAUUCCUUGUUUGAUUAAUUUUUAUUGUGUGAUUCUAAUUUUAUGAUUGACGUGAUCUUUCUACUGUUUGUUGUAGGUAGUGAACCCUUUGCUAGCCGGGUCCAGGUUACACAAAAUUGUUCUUUCAUUAGUGUUUGAUUCUUACUAUAAAGUUGAAUGUGCCAAUGUCGAGACUUCCCCAACUCUGCCCCAUCGCCGUGCCAAUCAAAAUGUAAACAAGUCUGGAUGCUCCGAGGAUUUUUUGGUCUCUUUUAAUUCUCUGAAAAAUCUGUUUCUGUUGUGGUAAUUCCCGUAGGAACUGGGUAGGACAGCUUUUGCUGGUAUAAUGCCGAUCAGUUGUAUAACCAAUUAUUUGGAGUCCACAUUUCAUAAGUCAGAAUUCUUGAUUUGCUUGUCUAUUUACUUAGAAUAAUUACUAUGUGACUCUUAUCAUGUUUUACCCCCUUUAUCAAUCUCUUAAUUGUGCCAAUCUUUGAAUUUAAAAAAGAUGCCUAACCUAGUGUGAGUAGUGUCAAAUUCAUUCAAAGCAAUAUAUGUUGGACAAAGUAAUGGGUAGCAAGUUCAUGAUUAAUCAUUCAUUUACAUCCCAGUUGAUUUUCAACUUUUAUUGUUGUGGUUGAAUUACUUUUAUUCAUAAUAUAAAUGAUGAUAAUAGUGUCUGGAUUUACCCCUGCUUUAGCCUGAGCUGCCAUUCCGGCACUCGGUACUUUAAAAUAUGAACAUUAUGCUUUAUACUAUUUCUUUAUUUCCUUUCGUUGUAAAGAAUAAUUCUUUCUUACAUUAUAGCUGACAUGAUAUAUUACUGUCAUUAUUUAUUUUAAUCUUAGCUUAUUUUUAUCUGUAUAUUUGUGGUGUUAAUGAUAUGUAGUAGUGCAUCUGUGUGUAGAAUGUAUUAUGUAUUAUCUGAAAUUAUAGAAAGUUUCAAUUUUUUCCUUGAGUGCCAACUUUGCUAACCAGGGCCCCGUCUUACAAAGAGUCGCGAUUGAUCCGAUCAACCUCAUCUAUAUGGAACUGAAAUCCAUCAGUGUCAUAAUUAAUUUCAAACGGAAUUUGCGCAAAGUCCUUUGUAAACAAAGAGAAGCACACUGAAUUUUCAAGGAAACAAUGAAUGCAUGAAUAUGCAUCAUUAUAGAAUAUAUUUUGAUCAAACAUUCCUUCAUUCAUUUCAGAUGUUUACGUUGUUAGUUUUCUUAAUUUUGGUUGAUCAAUCGCUACUCUUUUUAGACCGGGCCCAGUUCUACAUUCCAAUCUUUGAAUUUGAUAACAAUAUUUUACCUUUGUGUGUUCAAUUAAUCAAUUUUAAAUUAUAUUUUUAACUCUCUUAAUCAACUAAAUUUGCCCUCUAUUAAUACAUACAUGUAAGUCAGAAUGUAAUCAAACAAAAAUAUAUACAGUACAUUAUAUAUUUAACAAUAUUUUGAGUAAAGUAUUUUAAGGAGACUAUCUAUUUUUGAGCUACAAAGAGAUCCCCAUUUUUGUCUCCUCACCGGAACUCUACAUGCAAAUUUUAAAAGUUACUUUGCUUGGAGUUUCCAUAGCAAUCUAAAUGUAUCAAACUAUCUGAUUUACAUGAAAA